Messenger RNA from Cololabis saira (Pacific saury), 4830 nucleotides. RefSeq names its product kelch-like protein 28. Gene Ontology annotation, molecular function: protein binding. The transcript is spliced from 6 exons. NCBI's taxonomy places the organism in Eukaryota, Metazoa, Chordata, Actinopteri, Beloniformes, Belonidae. Bases 141 to 1856 code for a protein of 571 amino acids. The record is from RefSeq and is a predicted model, not a curated record.
GUAUAAGAGCUCUUCGUCUUUAGCUUUGCGGCUACGUUGUUGGUAGUCGGUUGUUUUCUUCGUAACCGCCGGGGUUCCUUCCCGUCGCCGCUGAACAAUCGGCCAUUAACUCCAAGCAUCAGACGGACCACAGAUUACAGAUGGACCAGCAGGACCAGUCGUAUAUGUUUGCAAGCCUCACAAGACCUCACUCGGAGCAGCUGCUGCAAGGCCUCCAGCUCUUGCGGCAGGAUCAUGAACUAUGUGACAUUGUCCUACGAGUGGGAGAUGCCAAGAUCCAUGCCCACAAAGUAGUGUUGGCCAGUAUCAGUCCUUACUUCAAGGCCAUGUUUACGGGUAAUCUUUCAGAAAAGGAGACAUCCGAGGUGGAAUUCCAGUGCAUUGAUGAGACUGCCUUGCAGGCCAUCGUGGAGUAUGCCUACACUGGCACGGUAUUCAUCUCCCAGGAAACGGUGGAAUCGCUGCUUCCAGCUGCCAAUUUACUCCAGGUUAAGCUGGUACUUAAAGAGUGUUGCUCUUUCUUGGAGAGCCAGCUGGAUGCUGGAAACUGCAUAGGCAUUUCUCGCUUUGCAGAGACUUAUGGUUGUCAUGACUUGUGCCUGGCUGCAACUAAGUUUAUCUGUGAAAACUUUGAAGAAGUUUGCCACACGGAUGAGUUUUUUGAACUGACAAGAGCUGAGCUGGAUGAAAUCGUGUCCAAUGACUGCCUUAAGGUGGUCACAGAGGAGACUGUAUUUUAUGCCCUCGAAUCGUGGAUCAAAUAUGAUAUAACUGAAAGACAGCAGCAUCUCGCUCAGUUGCUGCACUGUGUUCGCCUUCCUCUUCUUAGCGUCAAAUUCCUCACUCGCCUUUACGAAGCCAACCACCUUAUACGAGAUGACCACGCAUGCAAGCACCUCCUCAACGAGGCCCUGAAGUACCACUUUAUGCCUGAACACCGGCUAUCCUAUCAGACUGUGUUGUCAGCGCGGCCCAGAUGUGCUCCGAAAGUGCUGCUUGCAGUUGGAGGCAAGGCCGGACUGUUUGCUACAUUGGAAAGCAUGGAAAUGUAUUUCCCUCAGACGGAUUCAUGGAUAGGACUUGCCCCUCUUAGUGUUCCCCGAUAUGAGUUCGGAGUGGCGGUGUUGGACCACAAGGUGUAUGUGGUGGGAGGCAUCGCCACACACAUGAGACAAGGCAUUAGCUAUAGGAGACAUGAGAGCACGGUGGAGAGGUGGGACCCUGAAACCAACACAUGGUCCUCUGUGGAACGUAUGGCCGAGUGUCGCAGCACGCUCGGAGUGGUGGUCCUGACGGGAGAACUGUACGCCCUGGGAGGCUAUGAUGGCCAAUAUUACCUUCAGUCUGUGGAGAAAUAUGUCCCAAAGCUGAAGGAGUGGCAACCUGUGGCGCCCAUGACAAAGACUCGCAGCUGCUUUGCCACUGCUGUGCUGGACGGCAUGAUCUAUGCUAUCGGAGGUUACGGCCCUGCACACAUGAACAGUGUGGAGCGGUACGACCCCAGCAAGGAUGCCUGGGAAAUGGUAGCCCCCAUGGCAGAUAAGAGGAUCAACUUUGGGGUUGGGGUCAUGCUGGGCUUCAUAUUCGUGGUUGGUGGACACAACGGUGUCUCUCACCUGUCCAGCAUUGAGAGGUUCGAUCCACAUCAGAACCAGUGGACAGCCUGCCGGCCAAUGAAUGAACCCCGAACGGGUGUGGGAUCUGCAAUUGUGGACAACUACCUCUAUGUGGUUGGAGGCCACUCCGGCUCAUCCUACCUGAACACCGUCCAGCGUUACGACCCUAUCUCGGACAGCUGGUCGGACUCUAGUGGCAUGAUGUACUGCCGUUGUAACUUCGGUCUGACUGCCCUUUGACCAAUGGCCCAGCCAGCCCGGACCCAGUGAAAACUCUUGGACAUAGACUUUAUUUUUUGUUUCCCCCUCUUUUUUGUUGUCUCCUCCUGUUUCCCCACAUUCAUCCUCUGAGUGCAGACAAGCUCAGCUGCACACCUACAGAAACAUCAGAGCGUUUUCUGGGUGGAUGGAUGGAUGGAUGUGCAGGGCUAGCGAGCUAGCUGGCUGGCUGGCUGCAGGGGACCACAGUCAUGACUGCAGAGAUGAGGAAGAGCCGUUAAAUUAAUGAACAAGGAAGAUAUUUGGAUGUCUGGCACAUGGCUAUCACUGCUCUUCUGCUGCCGGGCCACAGUGAAGCCUCUGGGUCAUGUGUCUGAGCGUUGUGGGGAAAAAUCUGAUAGUGGUUCAGGAUUGUAUGUUGGAUAUUUUUGUUCUUUCAUGUCAUUCUAUAUUUUAUUUGUCUGCUGCAGUCAGAACUGUGGUCAAAUUUUGUAGAACAAUGCAGAUUGCUUGUGUAUUUAUAUGAAGGUGUGAUAGUUGGCCAUGCUCUCUCUGUGUGUCUGUGUGUGAGAGUGGGAGCGUGCGCGCACUCUAGGGGCAAGUGCAUGUCAGGACUGUUUGUUACAUGUCUGUGUGCAGAACUGAGGCUCGAGCAAAACGGCAUCGUUCUGCAGCCAAAUUAGUGCUUCACAACAAAAAGAGCAAAGUUGGAAUCUUUAUAUUUUCUCUAAAAAAGGGCUGCCUUUCUUGUGUAAAUAGUCAAAAUGAAGUAUAUAGAUAAUAUAUCCUCUAGUGCAUUGCCUGUAAAUGUUUGUGCACUGGGUCACUAACGUGUGCGUGAAUGUGUGUACUUUGCUUCCCAGGGUCACUCUAGCGACAAAUCCCCCUCCCAAGUGUUUGCCACUAGUCCUUGCUUUGCAAAAAUUCCCGUGUUUUUAGCUUCUGUUAUAUCUUUCUGUCAGGCCAUGCACUCGUUACUUUUCCCAACAGUCGAAAUCAACGUCUGCCCUUUUUUUGUCACCCUUUUGCUCUGUACACAAUACUAACUGGUGCUAUAUCUAGAAUUCAGGAUUCAGAUGUUUGUCUGUUGCUUUACAGAAUCUGGUCAGCCUCCUGUUUGGGCUCUGUUACAUGAUUUUGCUUUUUUUUUUUUUUUUUAUGCAUUACAUGCAUAAAUCUAAAUGGGGGCCCAACCAUGCAAUAAGAAAAUCCUAUUGAAAGGGAAAGAGGGCUUGGACAACCACAAAAUUGUCCUAAAAGCCUGAAGAUUAGCAUUAUGUUUUUAUAUUUUCUUUUAUGAUUAUAAAAUCAUUGUUGCAGGAUACAAGCAUGCCAUUUAAUUCUGGCACUUGCUAUCUUGAGUGUGCUUGCUACCUGUUAUCAUCUUCCUGUGGCCAGGUUUUGCUUGCAUGCUCAGGUCUGAACUAAUUAUCCACAGCUUCAUGUGAAGUGCCAAAACUUUUUUGUUUUAACAACCGUAGCACUGGAAACAACCUCCCUCUUGUGCCACAGUGGAAAGAGUUUCUUCUCAUGCUCAUUGCUGAAGUAUUUGCGUUCGGUUCUUCCAUGGAAGAUAAAGCCCUGUCUUGGGUGCCCUGCGUGUACCGUGACUCGGUACCGGCUGAGUGUGUCACUGCGCGGCUUUCUUGCUCAGCUGACAACACAUCAAGCGACGCAGAGCAGAGGCAGGUCUGGGGGUGAGGGGGAGGCUUGCUGAAUCACUGUUCAUCUCCAAGUCUUGUUUGCAUACAAGUAAAAACUCUAACCAAGCUUUGCAUUGCACUUACCAAACUAUUUGAUACAUAUUGUAAUUUGUACAGACCGUUUUUGAUUUAAGCUAAUGGCACUUAGAUGAUGCAAUAAGACUUCCCUCUUUUGGAUGAGUAUGUUUCGUGUUUUGUCUCUUUAAAAAGCCAAGGCCUCUCAUAUUGCUGUAACAGAACCCUACAUGGAAUGUUUGCUGGUAAUGUGUACGUCUACUGAAACAUCAAAUGGUAUCACUGACCUUGCCUCAAAACUAUCGGGCAUCUUGUGUUGUCAUUUUGUUGUGCAUGCUGGUUCAUCCAGACAUAAAUCCUCUCAAGGAUAAAUAUUCAUAGAUAAUCUGCUUAUAUUUGGGAGCAAAUUGGAGAACUUUAACAUGUUUCAGCCAUUACCGCAAGUCUUUUAAACACUUUUAAAUUAAGACUGGGUAAGGGCAAAAUUAACAUUUCAAAAUACAAAUGCCUUGUGAUUUGGUCAAGAUGUCAUUAAUCUAUUUGUUUUAUUUUUAAACAUUGCUUACUACAUUCCUUUUUAGAAGAAAAACGCAUGAGCGACCCAAUUUCCAUUUCUACAAAUGCUCGUUUAUUUUAUGGCUAUUUUGAAUUUAUUUGUAUUAUGUUCUGUAGCACAUUGGUCUGUUUUGUUAGACUUCACCAGGACAACCGGCACAAAUCACGCAGGCGUAAUUAAGUGCUGCUGUCAUUAUUCAUCAGCAUCACUGUUGUCAUUUCUGAGGUGAAUACCAACUACUACAGUUUUGGAGAAAAGCUGACGGAAAUCUGCAAACAUGAAUCUGCAAAAAGGAUGAUUUUGGUUUUGUGUGUGUUUUUGUUUUUAAUUAUAGCCUAACUAAUGUCUUGUGUUGCCACCACUCACCAAAGUGCUUGUACAAAGAAAGCGGAUGGAUGACUUAACACCUGGUAUGCGACGAGCUGCCGCACUUAUGUUUGUGUCUGAGAGAGAAACUCCCAUGAAACUGAUGUCAAUGUUCGCCAAAAUGACAACUCUGCUUCUUUUACAUUUCCCAUUUUGUGUGGCUGGAGUACGGUGAAAAUCUUGAAUUUUAUAUCCUGUGGAUUAAUGCUGGAAGUACAAGAUUGCAUUAAGUGUAAAAAGAGGAAAAAAAAAUUGUAGCUUUUCACAUUUUAUCGCAUUUGAUUGAAAACAUUUUACAUAAAUUUUAGUCAGUUUGUGUGGUGCAGUUUAAAAUAAAUGCCUGCCUUAAAAGGUA